AUGGGCCAAACCGUUUCCAAAAAAAGGGAAAGUAGGCAAGCUGUCUUGCCUGAUAACCAUGAAAAAGAGUACUCUAAUGGAAAUACUGUUAAUUCGCUGAGUGAAUAUAUGAAAAUGGACACCAGUAACGUCACACCAUCAAAUGCUACAGAGGAUAGUAAUAGUUCACCGAACUCGCCCAUUUCCCUUUCGUCACCAAUGGAGCCUAUUCUUUUGCGAGUAAAUGGAAACGGAGAAAAAAGUGAUUCCAACAAUAUCUCACUUAGUUCGACUCUCAGCUAUGGAUAUAGUAGUAACAACACCAACACUUAUGUUUCUACUGUAACAUCUAAUAAUAAUGAUCGUGUUAAGCCGUUGGAUAUCGAUGAGAUGAUACAAAGACUCAAGAACGCAGGAUAUUCAGGAAAGGUUUCAAAAUCCGUUUGUCUGAAAAAUGCAGAAAUAACAACAAUUUGUCAAACAGCACGUGAGAUUGUUUUAUCACAGCCAACUCUUAUUGAACUUUCACCUCCUGUGAAAAUUGUCGGUGAUGUCCACGGUCAAUAUACCGAUCUUAUUCGGUUAUUUGAAAUGUGUGGAUUUCCACCGCAGGCGAAUUAUUUGUUUCUUGGUGAUUAUGUUGAUCGUGGUAAACAGAGUUUGGAGACCAUUCUAUUGUUACUCUGUUACAAGAUUAAGUAUCCGGAAAACUUUUUCUUGCUACGAGGAAAUCACGAAUGCGCCAAUGUUACGCGAGUAUAUGGAUUUUACGAUGAAUGUAAACGUCGUUCCAAUGUCAAAAUUUGGAAGACCUUUGUUGACGUAUUUAAUUGCCUGCCGAUAGCAGCAAUUGUGGCCUCAAAAAUCUUUUGUGUUCAUGGAGGUCUCUCGCCAUCACUCACCACAAUGGACGAAAUUAGACACAUACAAAGGCCACAGGAUGUACCGGACUUUGGUCUACUAAACGAUCUUCUUUGGUCAGACCCAUCUGAGACUGCAAUUGAUUGGGAAGACAAUGAACGAGGUGUCAGUUAUUGCUUUGGAAAAGCAAUAAUUCACGAAUUUCUGGCACGGCAUGAUUUCGAUUUGGUCUGUCGUGCGCACAUGGUAGUCGAAGAUGGAUACGAGUUUUUCAAUGAAAGAACUUUGGUGACUGUGUUCUCUGCGCCUAAUUACUGCGGUGAAUUCGAUAAUUAUGGUGCAGUGAUGAAUGUGAACGAGGAAUUACUGUGCAGCUUUGAGUUACUUAAACCACAAGAUGCACCUUUGCCAAAAUUGCAAACAUUCAAAGGAAAACGACGUCCAAGUGGCAUUCCAUAUAUAGCAUCAGGAACACAUAGUCCACCUCUCGAUGAAGUUUCUCAAACAGGAUAG
Molecule: messenger RNA, 1353 nt
Organism: Ambispora gerdemannii
Lineage: Eukaryota; Fungi; Glomeromycota; Glomeromycetes; Archaeosporales; Ambisporaceae
Source: the annotation of a GenBank genome assembly